Molecule: messenger RNA, 1533 nt
Organism: Alternaria arbusti
Lineage: Eukaryota; Fungi; Ascomycota; Dothideomycetes; Pleosporales; Pleosporaceae
Exons: 1
Coding region: 1-1533 (510 amino acids)
Biological process (GO): guanosine tetraphosphate metabolic process
Source: RefSeq, a predicted model, not a curated record
AUGAACAAUUCAUCCGGUAACCAGAGAUUUGGUCUACCCGAGCGAGCCUCGGGCUCUUCCCAAGGCUCCGAACCCUUCCAGUCUGUUCAACAUACAAAUAGCUGGGAAGAUUCGUCGCCCGUCAUCGACCAAUUUGUUGCAGGAUAUUUUAAGGAACGCGAACACUGGAAGGCUUGCGCUGACAGAGCAAGAGAACUGAUUGAGGAGAAACUGGUGAACACCAAAGACGUGAAUAAGGAGGUAGUGUUCGCGAAGGUGACUUCACGAGCGAAAGAAGUCAGAAGCGUGCUGGAUAAGCUCAAAUUGCGCAACUGGCAGCGACAAGAAGAAGAUGGCAAGAGGCCUUAUCUGAGUGUAGAAGAGAUAUACGACGAUCUAGUGGAUCUGGCUGGUGUGAGAGUGGUACUUUACACCCCGAAUCAGGCUCAGCGAAAGAAGGUGAGGGAAAUUCUCUCAGAGAUUUGGGGCUCCAGCAUCGAUGAGAAACAGCAUGAUGAUUCCCGACCUGUGAAGAAGAAGGAUGGAGGCCGCAACACCUACGUUCAACGGCACCUUGGUUAUCAAGCAGAUCACUAUCGGACUCACAUGCCAGAGAAAUACACCACACGGGACGGAUACCAGCAUAGUAAGGGCGACCGCGUCGAGAUUCAAGUUGUUUCAGCUCUUGGACAUGCGUGGGCUGAAGCCGGCCAUGAUGUCCUGUACAAAACACACGCAUAUGGUCGUCCCUCUGUCAUGGAGCAGCGAAUUCUCGAUGCUCUCAACGGCUUGAUCGUGUCAGGCGACCUUCUCCUCGAACAGUUUCGCGAGUCGGUGACGAAGAGAACCGUUGAACCGUGGAAAUAUUUCGACCAGUUCGAGAACUUUUUGCGGGACUCUGACCUUCUCGAGCGAAACGACACCGACAACAAUACGUUCAGUACAUGGAAACACUUUUCCACCGAUGCGGCUAGGAUCCUGUUCUGCUUUUUGAGAAAAGUCGAUAAGAACUAUGGCUUGGCCGUGCGUGACGAGCUCAAGGAUCUUCAAUAUCCACUAGCUCCUGAGCCGACACUCCAAGCGAGACGGCGAAAGUUUAGGCCCACCAUCCCCAUCCAGCCCCAUCUCUUGACGACGUUCUGCAUUAUCGACCACCUCCUUCCUCAACGCCAGCGGGCUGAGUAUGAUAAUGCACGGCAGUGUCGCAUCAUGAUGGAUGCAUUCAUACUACUCCAGACCUUUGCGGGCGGCCCGGAAGCAGCAAGGGCACAUCUCAACGAUGCGAAGGUCGGGAGAACAGACGAUGAAACGAUUGGGCUGAACGUGGUACUGACAGAUUACCAACGCGACCGUUGUCUUGCUGGCGAAGAUGUAUCGUUUCUUGAACUGAAGCUGCAAUCAGCCUGGGCAUGGUUCGAGAAGCAGGCGGCCAAUCCGAGGUCAAUAUGCGGUCUGUUCUUCCGACUGGCUGAAAUGGAUGUUCCAGCUCAAGAUUUAGACGACGCCGGAAGGGUGAACCUAUUGAAGAUUGGUGAUUUACUUCGUGUGCGUUAG